ACUUCCAGCAAGUUAGCUAGAGAGCGAGAGGGUGAAUUGAAGCGGUUUGGUGCCGCUGAGGAUUGUAACCUGGUCAAGUCAAUGCACAAGCAUGUGGAGCCAUCCUUUAAUGCACUAUGGAUAAAUACACUAAGGUGAGCAAAAUUGGGGAAGGAUCAUUUGGGAAAGCUAUUCUUGUGAAGUCCAAGGAAGAUGGAAAGCAGUAUGUUAUCAAGGAGAUCAACAUUUCAAAGAUGUCUAACAAGGAGAGGCAGGAAUCGAGGAGAGAGGUGGCUGUUCUUGCAAAUAUGAAACAUCCCAAUAUUGUCCAAUACAGGGAGUCAUUUGAAGAAACUGGCUGCUUGUAUAUAGUGAUGGACUAUUGUGAAGGUGGGGAUCUAUUUAAGAGGAUUAAUGCUCAGAAAGGUGUUUUGUUCUCUGAAGAUCAGAUCAUGGAUUGGUUUGUACAAAUCUGCCUUGCCCUGAAACAUGUGCAUGACAGAAAAAUUCUUCACAGGGACAUAAAAUCACAGAAUAUCUUUUUGACCAAAGAUGGGACAAUUCAGCUGGGUGAUUUUGGAAUUGCAAGGGUCCUCAAUAGCACUGUUGAAUUGGCUAGAACAUGCAUAGGAACUCCAUACUACUUGUCACCUGAAAUUUGUGAAAACAAGCCUUACAAUAACAAAAGUGAUAUCUGGGCCUUGGGGUGUGUGCUAUAUGAAAUGUGCACCCUUAAGCAUGCAUUCGAAGCUGGAAACAUGAAGAAUCUGGUGCUUAAGAUAAUCCGUGGGUCCUACCCUCCUGUCUCUGUCCAUUACUCUUAUGAUUUACGCAAUCUGAUGUCACAUCUCUUCAAGAGAAAUCCUAAGGAUAGACCUUCCGUAAACUCCAUAUUGGAGAAUCCUUUUAUAUCCAGACGAAUACAAAAGUUUCUCACGCCACAGUUUAUUGCUCAGGAAUUCAGCUAUCCAGCUCUCCAUAAACAGCCUAAAGUCAGUGAGGCUCAAGUAGCAGCAGUAAAGAGGCCUACUCAGGGACAGGCAUCAGCUUGUGCAGCCCCAGCUCAAAAAAUCACCAAACCUGCUGCCAAGUAUGGAGUGCCUUUAACUGUGAGAAAGUGUGGAGAUACAGCACAAAAGUCUGCAGAGAGGAAGCCACUAGUAAAACAUAAACAGGCUCAACCAGUCCCAGCGAGGAGAGUAAGUCGUGCUGGAGAAGAGAGGGUAAAGUACGAGGAAUUUGUCAGGAAGAAAAGAUUGGAGUUCAUGGAAAAAGAUAGAAAACAAAGGGAGCAAAUCUAUCUCCUCAAGGCAGGACAGAUGAAACGAUUUGAGAGAGAAAAGCUCAAUCGUAUAAAUAGAGCUCGAGAGCAAGGCUGGAAGCAUGUGCUCAGCUCCAGCGGAGGUGGAGGAAGUCCUGAGCAUAAGGUUGCAUUCUUUGGAGGUGGUGGGAUCCAAGCAUCGGCAUCAAACAGGGGGCAUUAUGAACACUACCAGAUGCAAAAACAAAAACCUCAGAAAGAAGCUAUAAAAGCUGGGGGAGAUGUUUCUGUCAGGGGUGUUCUGGCAGCUGCAGGACCCAUCUUUCCCCAUGGUGCAGCUGAACCUCCUAAUCUCCCUGAUCCUGAUGCAGUGAAAAGGGAGCUGAAAAGAUUGGAAUCUGUCUCAAAGCAAGCCAACGUCAGCAAACAAAGAGGACAAGUGGCAGCAGAAAGGGCUAAGCAGGUGGAAGAAUUCUGGCAAAGGAAAAGGGAGGCCAUGCUAAACAAGGCUCGUGCUGAAGGACAACUGGGUGCCCUGCAAAACCUGGCAGCUAUCUAUGGAAGCAGGCCAAAGUCUGCAGGAGGUGGGAAAGCACAAAACAAGGAAGAAGAGGAAUAUUUGGCUAGGUUGCGACAAAUACGGCUUCAAAAUUUCAAUGAGCGGCAACAGAUUAAAGCCCGACUUCGUGGAGAGAAGUAUGACACAGAAGGUUCAGAUAGCCAGGAAUCUAGUGAUGAAGCAGAACUAAGGAGAAAGAAAAUUGAAGCCCUCAAGGCCCAAGCAAAAGCUCGAGCAGCAGUUCUGAAAGAGCAGCUGGAAAAGAAGAGAAGAGAAGCUUAUGAAAGAGAGAAGAAAGCCUGGGAGGAUCACCUUGCAGCUCGGGGAGUGAAGGUGGCACCUGCUGUGGUAGCCCCAGUGAUGGGAGCAAGCUCCGGCCUGCAGGACCCCACCACUAAAGCACAGCCUCCGCCGAGACUUGACAUGCCAGCCAUAUCUAUGACUGCUGCUUUGAAGGAUGUUAGUGCUGAGGAUCUUCCAUCUGCUGUACAAGUAUUGAAAAACCCAGAUUCUGCAGUCAUUCAGAGUGAGAAACGAGAGAUACUGCGUAAGUUGAAUGAAAAUUUGAAGGUCCAGAACUGCACAGUGGAGCAGGCAAUCCAGCUAUCAGAAAAUCCAAACAUACAACAGCAGAUGAUGGUUCAACCUAAGAGAGACUUCUAUGAGGAGGGAGUGCCCUCUGCAGGGGACAGGAAGAAGUGGGAUGCUGGAAUUCAACCUGACAUCUCUUUAGCACAGCAGACCCUAGAGGAAACCUUCUUGGCCACAUCUGAUAAGACCGUGGGAGAAGUCAUUAAGCUUGAUGCUUCAGAUGGCCCAAGGCGAGCCUGGGGAAAGCACCCUGAUAGCCAUGUGCUGAAAGUGCUGGGAGAAGCCAUACUGCAGCCACAGACUCUGUUCUUUGGAGAAACAAAUGAUGAAAUUAAUAGAAAGCAAGGCUUUAAACCAGUUAUAGAGAAGACCUGUGCUGUUGGAGAUACUCUGGUGGGAAAUAGCAUAGGUGCUGCAAUUGAGAAUACUACUGCAACAAGAGAAAAAGAGAAAGAACAGGACAAACCCAAAGAAAAAACACCAACGGAACUGAAUUUGUUACCUCAACUUAUCUCUCCUCAUGGGAAUUUGGAUGAGCCAGAGGAUUUGGAAGCAGAGGAGCUAGAGCAAGCUUCUGGCAAACCUGAGGCUGCAGAGUCCCUGAAUGGUGUUAUUAAUGCUUGGCAGAAUGAAUCACUCAAGCUGAAGUCACAAGAAAGUAGUAUUCCUCAUGCUGAGUCGGGCAGUGAGGAUGAAAAGACAGAAGACACCAAACAGACAGAGCUUACAGCCAAAAGGGAGAUCUGUGAGGAGAGCUCAGCAUUGGAGCCCUUGUUACAGAAGGUGGCUUCCCCAGCACACAGAAGGGCAACAGCUCUGGCAAUCCUGUCUGCACAAUCAUCACAAGAGGAUUCUGUGACAUCUCGGUCACGCUCUGUUUCACCAAUUAAAUCCAAAGACAAGGACUCUCUUCUCAUUGGACUGUCAACAGGUUUGUUUGAUGCCAAUAACCCCAAGAUGCUGAGAACAUGCUCCCUGCCAGAUCUUAGCAAGCUUUUUAGAACUUUUGUUAAUAACAAUGCAGAUGCUCCAGAUGACAAUAUUGAAAUAGAUUACAUUGAGGAUGAACCAAUCAAAGUUGAAGGACACUCAGACUCUGAAGACACUAUGUUUGAGGAGACAUAUGAAGACCUCCAAGAACUUCAGGCCUCCAUGGAGAGACUGCUGCAGGAGCAGCCCAGUGAGGAGUAUAGCGAGGAGGAUGAGGUUGGAUUAAAUGCCAGCCCCUCUGAAGAUGCAUUGGAUGGAGUGGAGAUUUUGGCUAAUGGGUUUGACAAGGAAGAAAAUCACCCUAGCAUUGGGAGUGAACUCAAUGAAGAGUGGCAUUCUGAUAUCACAGAUGAAGAAGCAACAAGUGAUGCUGAUGAUCAGGAUAGUAUAUUCAGCCGCCUAGAAGAGCUGAGGUUCCAUUUGGAGCAGGAUAUGGGAUUUGAGAACUUCAUUGAAGCCUAUAAUAAAAUAAAGGCUAUUCAUGAAGAUGAAGAUGAGAAUAUUGAUAUUGGGUCAGAUAUCAUACUUAAUAUUCUGGGAAGUGAACACCAGCACUUGUACCCCAAGAUUCUUCAGCUUGUUAUGGCAGAUGGAGCCUAUCAGGAGGACAAUAAUGAAUAGAGCCUUCUCUUCAGGUCUGUAAGCAAUUGACAUCUUCCCAGGCUGUGAUGAGUGAAAGAGUGGGCUUGCACAGGUUUUUGGAGCACAGCUACUGGAAAAGUGGGUCAAGCAUGUAAUGGAUGCAUGGUAAAUUACUGGUUCACAGCAGAUCUUUUGUAGCAUCUUCGAAUUUUUUCUCAUAAUUAUUUUUCUUUUUCUUAUCGCAAUCUUUCUAAUGUGGAAGCAUAUAAUGUAGUACAUAACCAAGUGUAACUUUUGAUGGGUAAAUAUAGACAUGUAGUCAACAUUAAAUACUUCACCAGUAAACAGAAAUCAACCUGUAAAUUAUUUGACUCUGAAAAAGAGGAAAAACAGUUGUACCUGAUAUUCUUGAUAAUUAGGAUUAUGAAAUCAUGAGCCUUCUGUGUAAUCUUUCUAUUUGACCUUUUUUAAGUAAUCAGGUCAGAUUCACGAGGCAGCAAACCCUUUCAUUCUCAAAUGUGUACACUUCUUGUUCUAUCCGAUAAACCACUUUUUCAAAGUUUAUUCAUACUUUUUUUUAUUCACUUAACUUGAAAAUUAUUUAAAAGACAGUCUACUUUGAAGGAAUCAAAACGUGUGCAAUGAUAAGGUUUCAAUUACAGUUGACUACAUGUGAUAAUAGGAAUGUUGUAUAAAAUUAAAAACAGCAAGGUAUUUACAUUUUAGUAAAAUCGAGAUUUUAAAGUGCUCUUUUUCGUUAAUAUAAAUGCUGAUAUGUAUCAAUCUUUAAAUGUAAAAUAAAUGCUUACCUUUUACUAGCA
Lepisosteus oculatus (spotted gar) is the source of this 4783-nucleotide messenger RNA. RefSeq names its product NIMA-related kinase 1 (gene nek1). Lineage: Eukaryota; Metazoa; Chordata; Actinopteri; Semionotiformes; Lepisosteidae. The record is from RefSeq and is a predicted model, not a curated record. Gene Ontology annotation, molecular function: protein kinase activity; ATP binding. Gene Ontology annotation, biological process: protein phosphorylation.